Molecule: messenger RNA, 1051 nt
Organism: Synchiropus splendidus (mandarinfish)
Lineage: Eukaryota; Metazoa; Chordata; Actinopteri; Syngnathiformes; Callionymidae
Product: GTPase IMAP family member 4-like
Molecular function (GO): GTP binding
Source: RefSeq, a predicted model, not a curated record
AACACACCAGCACUGCUGGCGUUGAGGUGGAGGAUAACGCUGGUUACAGGACAACAAUGUGCCAUCAUUAACACAGUCAUAAGCUGUAAAUGAUGACCAGUGAGCAUAAAAAAUAUUAAGAGCAGAAUGACAGUGACCCACCUGUUGACCGUCGAGUCCUUCCACUGAACCUGCCACUGAAACAUGGACCUGGAGCGAGGGCGAGAGGAAGUCGCUUGGUGGCUGGGCGUCACAGUGGAGCAGCUGAGAACCAUGCAGCUGGAUGAGCGUCACAGAUCUUGUGUGACCAGCGAUGGAGCGAUGAGGAUCGUUCUGGUGGGAAAGACUGGGAAUGGGAAAAGUUCAACUGGCAACGUUAUUCUAGGGGGAAACCACUUUGAAACAAAGUUCAGUGCCCAAUCUCUCACCAUCAACUGCUCCAAGGCAGAAGCCAUUGUGGAUGGACAGAAGGUGGCCGUCAUCGAUACCCCCGGUCUCUUCGACACCAGGUCAGACUCUGGCCAGACCAGCAUAGAUAUUAGCCGGUGGGUAUCACUGUCGUCUCCCGGGUCACUCCCAGGUCACUAGCUGCUUCUGAAGAUCCGCAGAAUUGUGGAAAAGAAUGGAGGAAGCCACUAUACUAAUGGAAUGUUCCAAGAAGCAGAGAGAAACUUGGAGAAGGAAAAACAACGGGUGCUUGCAGAGAAGGCUGAGAAGGAUCGCAGAGAAAAGCAGAGGAUUGAGGAAGAAAUGUGAGCAAAGUUUAACCAGGAGGAGUUGGAGAGAAUGAUGGCUGAGGACCGAGCAGAAGAGCAGUGAGACAGGCAGGUGGUUCUUAUGAACAAAAUAGCUCUAUCUGCAGUACAUUUUCACUGUGGGAGUCAAAAGUAAGUUUCAGAUCAGAGUGUUGUCCUUCUUAUUUGUUUAUGGUCAUUUUGAUUCGAGUGAGUGAGCUUGCUUUUUCUGCUGCCGUGCGCGGCCUUCUCUCCCACAGCCAGAUGAAUGGACUCAUCAGUCCUGUGUGUGGGGGUUGGAGAUUUGAGCUCUCUGUGUUCAGGCAAGUCGCCAACAA